CAGCCCCCGACGAACUACAGCUCCCGAUAGGCAUCGCGGCAGCGCCUACGGCGCUCAGAGGGGACGUAGUGACGUAGAUAGUUACCAUGGAGUUGCUCUGAGUAACCCCAAGGUAGUGGGACGCGGAGGCUGCAGGGGAAGCAACUGUUGGGGGUAUUUCCAUUUUAACAGGGAACAAUCCCUGAACCCAAAGGAAUGAAUCCCUAAUGGUGGAGUUUCAGGCAUCAAUGACAGGCUGAUCCCGGAUUCCCAGGGCCCAUGCUUACACCUGACAAAUGAUGGCCUGAGCUAUGAACAAACGGGACUUUAUGAACACUUCGGUGCAAGAGCCCCCUCUUGACUACUCCUUCCGAAGCAUCCACGUGACCCAAGAUCUGUUAAGCGAGGAGCCACGGAAAGGGCUACGACCACUAAGGCACGCGAAGUCGGGGAAGUCAAUGACCCAGUCACUGUGGCUGAACAACAAUGUCCUCAAUGACCUGAGGGACUUCAACCAUGUGGUUUCACAGCUGCUGGAGCAUCCGGAGAACCUGGCCUGGAUUGACCUGUCCUUCAAUGACCUGACUUCCAUUGACCCUGUCCUGACAACUUUCUUCAACCUGAGUGUCCUCUAUCUCCAUGGCAACAGCAUCCAGCGCCUUGGAGAGGUGAACAAGCUAGCUGUCCUCCCUCGGCUCCGGAGCCUGACACUCCAUGGGAACCCCAUAGAGGAAGAGAAGGGGUAUAGGCAAUAUGUGCUGUGCACCCUGCCCCGUAUCACCACACUCGACUUCAGUGGGGUCACCAAGGCAGACCGCACGACAGCUGAAGUGUGGAAACGCGUGAACAUCAAACCCAAGAAGGUCCGGAUCAAGCACAAGGCACCCUGAGGUUCCCGGGACCCCAGCCGUCCUAAAGGCCUGAGGCUGCUCCGUUUGGUUUGACAAUAAAUGAGCUGUUCAGCACAUCAGAAGUCCCUUAUGCCAUGUAAAGAUGCCCCCAACUCAGGAGACUGCCAGUGGCUCUGGUCUUACUUCACUGUAACAAGGAGAAAAUGGAAUGAAAGGCCUGCUGGCCUUGAACACAGGAGACCUGGGCUGACUGCAUGGCCUUGGGAAACUUACCUAACCUGUCUGGGCCCUUUUUCACUCUUUAGCUCAGAUAUCCUGAGGUUAGAGUUGCUUCACAGAGCACGAAGGUUCUGUGGAGAUGCCUCAGAGGCCUCCAUGACAAGGGGCCAAGAAGAUGGGCUGUGACCUCUGAACACCCCCCCCCCACUUUAAUGAGAUCAGAAUAGUUCCAUUCUCAUAUUUUAUGUGUCAUGAUUCUGUUUAAGAUUUCAUUUGAUAAAAAGA
Hippopotamus amphibius kiboko is the source of this 1334-nucleotide messenger RNA. It is a transcript of the gene LRRC51, whose product is annotated as leucine rich repeat containing 51. Gene Ontology annotation, molecular function: protein binding. The record is from RefSeq and is a predicted model, not a curated record. The coding region runs from base 291 to 869 and encodes 192 amino acids. Lineage: Eukaryota; Metazoa; Chordata; Mammalia; Artiodactyla; Hippopotamidae. The transcript is spliced from 6 exons.